AAAAUUCGCAGGGACUGAGACUCUGGAAAUUGAAGACAAUAAGAGAACUCGACGACAUAUAAGGGAAUAUUCAAGGGAAGAAAUUGACUAUUAUAGUUUUUUAUUUGUGUGUCUACGUUUUAAGCCAUAAAAAUGUCUAUAAAUAUACGGUGUGCAACAACGGAUGAUCUGUUGAACAUACAACAUUGUAAUUUACAAUGUUUGCCUGAGAAUUAUCAGAUGAAGUAUUAUUUAUAUCAUGCUCUUUCUUGGCCACAAUUAAGUUACGUGGCAGAGGAUGAAAAAGGCAGGAUAGUCGGUUACGUUCUGGCCAAGAUGGAGGAGGAUUGCGAGGACAAUCCGCAUGGACAUAUUACAAGCUUGGCAGUGAAAAGGUCUCACAGAAGACUUGGUAUCGCACAGAAACUUAUGAAUCAAGCUUCCAGAGCGAUGGUCGAGUGUUUUGGAGCAAAAUAUGUUUCGCUACAUGUGCGUAGAAGCAAUCGAGCAGCUUUAAAUUUGUAUACAAGCAGUUUGCAAUUUGAGGUGUCCGAAGUUGAACCAAAAUAUUAUGCUGACGGAGAAGAUGCUUAUGCCAUGAAGCGGGAUCUCAGCAGCUUUCACAUGGAAAAGAAUGCAGCCAAAGAAAAAAUGAACAAAGAUGGUAAUACGCACACACAUAUUGGCAGAUGCUGCGAUCAUUCAUAAUAGUGACUCUGUGAAUCUACCUACAAGUAGGUUUCAAUGGAUUUCCUACAUUAUUAGCUCCGUACAUUUUGGAUCUAAAUCUGUGUCACUUGUACGUAUUUUUCAUAAACGAAUUUGUAUGAGAAAUACGUGAAGAUAUUUUAAGUCAAGCAUUUGUGGCUUGGAUGUUUGACCUGUACAUUAUCACGAACACUUCAUAAAUACUAGAGUAUGUGUAUUUAUUCAAGCCUUAUCCAAGACAUAUGAAAUGUUUUAUAUGCCACCACAAAGGGGUGUACUUGUUAAUACUUAUACUGGGAUUAUGAGAGAGACGUUUAAACUAUUGUAUGUACUUCAAUGGAAAUUGCGUGUAGUUGAUUGAUAUACCAUGUUAUUUAGGGCCCAUAAAUCUUAAUAAAGAAAGUAAGCUGAGAAGGAUUAUGAUCUUUACACUUCCUGUUUAUAUUUUCAAUUAAUCUUUAUUGAACCAUUGAACUAUAAUAUACAAAUAACGCGCUAGUAUACAAAAUUAUCACCCAAAUUUCAGCAAGCAAAUUAAAUGCAAGACGAUACCAAUUUUUUGGAUGAAAACACUUUAGCAUUCAUUUAUUUCUCAAAGUUUGUGUCUAUGUUAUUCAAAACAAGUCUAAUGCUUCUCUCUAUUUGUAAAUAUUUUACGCAUUUGAGUAUAAUUCAAUGCUUAAAAAUUAAGAUUUGACAUUGCACGAUUUUUAAAUGUUUCUGUUUCAUCGCUGUGUUGAUACAUCAUUGUAUUUAUGUAUACAUUGUAUAGGAAUAAUUAUAAUAUACAUAUGUAUGUAUAUGCUUAUGUACACGUUAAACGCUCUUAAAGUAACAAUCGAUUCAGUUCAAAGGAUACGCUAAUCCAAAUGACAAACGUUUCAGUAAUCGUUAUACAUAUAGCCUGGUCGAUCUGUUAAGUAAAGUUUACGAGCACUGAUUGCAAUAUAAUUUUACGCGACGAUACUCGAACAAUUACAGUUUUAUACGAAACUCCGACUGGUAAUUGUUACGAAUAACGAAUUCCACCGGUAAAAUUCCUUUCUAAUGCAUAACGUCAUUAAAUUGGAAAAUAUUUCAGCACGAAAGAGUUACAGGUACAAUGUACAAACGGUAAAUUAAAGAAAACGUUACGGAACGAUAAAAUUUCUUACACGUGCGAUCGACAAUGCAUAUCAAUAUCUUACGUUUAAACAAUAUAAAAGGAAAUUGUUUGCUUAAUAUUAUGUCACGAUUAUCGGAAUAUGUUUCAACGAGAAUUGUAAGCACCUAUUAGUAUCGACUAUGUAUAAAUUCUAAAUAUACAGUAACUCUAACUGCCUUAAUGCUUCUUAUCUUACAAAAACAUUUCGCUAAUAAAUUAUAAUACAAGUCUCGUAAACGAGGUUUCGUGUUCACGCGAUAUGCUCGAUUAUAUACUCUAAAAAAUAAACUAUAAGCUAUUAUGGUAAAUACUCUAAAUAUGGACGAUCGUCUGAAAGUGUUUCAAACAUUCGGCCUUCUGGUUUCAGCGAUCCUCCGGUAUUCUCCUUGAAAAAAAAGGAGAUAAAAAGGCUGCGUCUCGAAAGGCGAAAAAGUAAAUACUUCGAAAGAUAUACCGAUAUUAAAGCUGCGUUACAAAUGUGCGGUUGUCGAUUACCCCUUAAGAUAUAAAGGCAGCGUAUUAACAAUCAAAUUCAUUACCUAUGCAAGCGAAAAGAGAUACAGUGACUGUCGCUUAAAAUCGUACACAUGGCGGUUCAGCCGACAUUUUUUCAAUGCAACAUGAAAAUUGUACUGAGCCAUUGAAACUCGUAUGGAGCGUAAUGGUUUUUUAUUUGAUAUAUGACAAUACAAAAAAAACCUUUAGUAGUACUCGGUAAAUUAAAUUGAAUUUGAGAUACCUCCAUACGAGUUUCAAUAACUUAGUAAAAUUUUACCGCCAGGUGUAUGAUUUUAAGCGACUGUAUGUGUAUUUUUGACAGAAAUUUAAGUCCUUCCGAUCAUGAAAGUUUCGAAUACGUCGUGAAAGAAACUAACGUCUACAGUAGAUAACUAUUGAAUCGAAUGUACGAGAACGCAUAUCGUUUUUUAGUUACCGUUUUCGUCGCGCUUGUAAGGAGAGCGCCGUGCGAUCGAAUUAUCAUUGGAACGAUUGUAAACAACGUACAAAUCGAACGCAUAAUUUUUCGCAAUCCUCGGUGUGCGUUUGUAAUUGAUUGAAUACAUUUGGAAGAGCUGUAAAAAGGUCUAGCACGAAAAAGUCGUACCUCGGCAAUAAAAAUUCUAUAAAAAUUCGUUUCAAAAUCGGCCUGUAAAAAGACAGAUUUCCGUUGUACGUAGUCAAACCUUUGUGUAAAUAUUAAUAUUACGAAUGUCGGUUUGAAAAUUUUCUUCCCGUAAUAGCUCUUUUCACCGAUAAUUUUUUAGGCUAGUACAGUGAAAACUCGAUAAAUGUCGCUACUCCGGGUCCGGUCAGCAACACUUACGGAAUAGGAGAAUCGUCUUUCGAAUUUGAUUGUAGUUUGCCGACGCUUCGAACGUAG
Messenger RNA from Colletes gigas, 3212 nucleotides. RefSeq names its product N-alpha-acetyltransferase 11 (gene vnc). The record is from RefSeq and is a predicted model, not a curated record. Gene Ontology annotation, molecular function: protein-N-terminal-glutamate acetyltransferase activity; protein N-terminal-serine acetyltransferase activity. The transcript has a single exon. Gene Ontology annotation, biological process: N-terminal peptidyl-glutamic acid acetylation. The coding region runs from base 133 to 687 and encodes 184 amino acids. Gene Ontology annotation, cellular component: NatA complex. Lineage: Eukaryota; Metazoa; Arthropoda; Insecta; Hymenoptera; Colletidae.